Molecule: messenger RNA, 951 nt
Organism: Armigeres subalbatus
Lineage: Eukaryota; Metazoa; Arthropoda; Insecta; Diptera; Culicidae
Exons: 3
Coding region: 184-567 (127 amino acids)
Source: RefSeq, a predicted model, not a curated record
UUUGACUCAAUUAUUGAUGAACUCGUAUCCUGGACAACGAACGAUGGUUGUUUAUUGGCUCUAUCGAUCGCACAAGGAAGAGACUUUGUGCCACCGAAAUUAGUAGUUCAGUGGGCGAAAUCGAUAGCGGCUGAAACGGUUCGACAGAAGAUCCCGCUUGCCAUUUACGCGCUAUCUUCCAGCAUGGUCGGCAGAAAGAAACGUGUUAGUGCAGCGAAUCGAAAAUCGGUGCAGUUUGCGUCAGCUUCACGAUCGAAAAUUUCCAAUGAUAGUGUUUAUCCCGACUAUUCCAAAUUCAGGGUCACCUAUCCCGUUGUUUGUCGUCAGCGCUACCACAAGGACAAAUUGCGUUAUGAUAAGCAAUUCGAAUACGAGUUGAAAAUGUUGGAGUUGAUGCAGAAUUCGGCUUACGAUUCUAUGCGUUUUCAUAGACAUUUUGCCAUCACGACGCUGUGGCCACCAUUACACACCCGGAAGGAAAUCGAGUAUGUGCUGGACAAAUUUUUCCGCCUCCCGAAUAAGCAGACCAGCCGUUUACAUGACAUCAUGAAUGCUCCAGUGUACUAAUGGACAAUAGUUAUUUUGAACAAAAUAAUGAUAAGAUCGAAACAUUGUUUUUCUUGAAGAUAGAUCGUCACAGCGUAGACCCCCACUUACGCUUUACGAAUAUUAUAUAUUGACACUCGAACAAGCAAGCCUCUCAAACAGUCGAAACGCUAUUUUCAAAUCGAUAUUUCUCAGCCGUUAGUGAACCGAUUUGAACAAUUGGGUCUCACAAAUGUUCCCGUCCUCAAAGAUUUGUCUGAGAAGUUGAGAUCUCCUAUCGGACCGUUAGGGACCUCUCGGGACCUUAAAUCGUAGGAGCAAGUAGUGAUUUUCAUACAAAUUGCGUAUUUGGUGCUCACCAGCUCGACGUUCAUGCUGAUUUAAAUAAGAUAUUUUGGAAUCCGU